AUGGCGAACCGCUACGGCGACGCGGGCGAUGAAUCUCCCAUAACGUCCGCGCGCGCGAGCGAUCUCGCGCGCGCGCGCGUCGACGGCGCGCGCGGCGAGAGCGCGAACGCGUUUUCACAAUCUGGGGGGACAAAAGAAGAUGGCCCACGCUCGCGGAAAAAACGCGCGGUGUCGCCCAUCGACGCCAUCUGGCAGCCCGAAGACCUCGUCGUGGGACGAAAAUCGGUCGUCCCGAAGGAGUUGUCGACGUCGAUGCGCGCGCUGUCGGACAUCGGGAACGCGGGCGCGGCGCCCGCGCGUGAGGCUGACGCGCCGAACGAAAUAGACGUGGAGUCGUACUUGCUCGGACAAAAGCACGCGCUGGAAUCGGCGUUCGAUAAAUCGUUACCGCAGAGACAGUUAUUGGGGGCGUUGCAGCUCGCGCUGCACGACGUGCGCGAGAAGACGAGCAAGUUGGAGGCGUCGAGUUCGGAAAUCGAAGGCGCCGUUCGGCGUUCCGAGGGCGUCCAAAAUCAAGUGACGGGCGACGUUCGCGCGCUGACGACGUCGACGAUUCCGGCGAUUGAACGUGCGAUCGGCGAGCUGCGAUCGCGCAUGGAUGCGGAGGAACGACGGAAGACGAUGUCAUUGACGGCGUUGGUGAAGGAGACGGCGAUGCGAACGCUCUUCGGCGUCGCUUCGCUCGAGACGGCGGUGGGGAACUUCACGCGAUCCGUGCUGUUCCCUCCAAUCAAUGAGGGCGAUGCGUCGGCGGUGGACGCGGUGGACAAGGUCGAUGCGACUCCAGAGUACGCGCAAACGCUCGGCGCGAUUUUUCUCGUAACGGCGCUCGAACUCGCCUCGAGAACGAACGAGUAUAUUCGCUCGAGAGCACCGCCGAGCGUGCAACGGACGACGACGACGUUUACGUGGGGUUUAAAUGCAUGUCGCACACUGGUGUGGGCAGCGGCUGCGAUUGAAUGUCUACAAUUCACGAAAGUGCGCUGUCACGCGCUCGCGUCGAUCGCUUCUUCGUUUGACGCCGUGGACAACGCCGCGCUGGAGACGCCCUCGGACGAGCAUUCGUUCGAUACCGAUGAACACGUUAACGUGGAUGACGGCGACGACGUCGAUGACGCGCGAUCGACGCCAGAGACGGUGGAGGAGACGCAGCGUUCGAACGGUGCUUCGUUGCACGCCUCGGACGCGACUUCGGCGACGACGAAAGGCGACGAGUCGCGCGAUGAGGUUUCGCUGGAAGAAAAUACGGACCCGCGAGCGAACGAAACGAACCCGACGAAGAAGCCGACGGGCGAGACGGUGACGUGCGGGCUCUCCAAGAACGUCGAUUUCUUACUCGUGAAGACUGGCCACGUGAAGUCGAUAUCAAAGCGUAAGGCGAAAACAACCACGGUGUCGCAGAAGAAACCGUCGAACGAGGUGGCGCUGGUGGAAAUGCCGCGCGCAUCGCGCACGCUGACGACUGCAAACGACAAGCGCUCGACCGCACACACGUGGAAGUCGUGUCCGUUUGCUAUUGCGCAAGGAUCCGAGCCGGCGCCCGCCGGAUCGCAACAGUGCGGUAACUGCAGAGCGUUGGAUUUGUUUUAUCUUGAUUCGUCGUGGAAUCAAUGA
This is a messenger RNA of Ostreococcus lucimarinus CCE9901, 1614 nucleotides long. RefSeq lists its product with no specific name. NCBI's taxonomy places the organism in Eukaryota, Viridiplantae, Chlorophyta, Mamiellophyceae, Mamiellales, Bathycoccaceae. The record is from RefSeq and is a predicted model, not a curated record. Bases 1 to 1614 code for a protein of 537 amino acids. The transcript is spliced from 2 exons.